This is a messenger RNA of Solanum lycopersicum (tomato), 2160 nucleotides long. It is a transcript of the gene pglcat8, whose product is annotated as glycosyltransferase. Gene Ontology annotation, molecular function: xylosyltransferase activity; galactosylgalactosylxylosylprotein 3-beta-glucuronosyltransferase activity. Gene Ontology annotation, cellular component: Golgi membrane. The record is from RefSeq and is marked validated. Gene Ontology annotation, biological process: plant-type secondary cell wall biogenesis; glucuronoxylan biosynthetic process. NCBI's taxonomy places the organism in Eukaryota, Viridiplantae, Streptophyta, Magnoliopsida, Solanales, Solanaceae.
AAAAUCCCAUCUUAUUCGGAUCCUACCUGUGACCCGAAUCCGUUUUUCAGUCUUCCUCUGAAGCUUCUUCCACUGUUCGUUCAUGGCGUCUCUUUCAAUUGUUGAAUUUUGAAUAUAAUACAUAGUUAGUAAGCAACCCUUUUGGAUUCUUAAGCUUAAAGUAACAUCUCUUUCUUGAUUAAAACUCUUUAACUUCUCACCAAACACUUUCUCAACUAACGCUUUUCCUUCAAAAAUCUUCAAAUCCACUCUUUUUUUCCAUUGCUUCAGUCUAAAACUUCGAGAUCUUGAAAACCUUUUGAUUAUACUGAGAAAUGAAGCAGUUAGCAGCUUUACAGCAAGGUCGCCGGAGCAAUAGCUUUAGAGGUUCGUCAGCGUUAGAUUCGUCGUCAGAUGGGUCUGUAAAGUCACCAGCGACUAUUUUCUGGCUUGUGCUUCAUGGGGUUUGCUGUUUGAUCAGUUUGGUUCUGGGUUUCAGAUUUUCGCGUUUGGUGUUCUUUCUUUUGUUUACUAACUCAGCUACUACUCCAAACAGUAUUUAUUCAGCGACCUCUUUGUUUCAUGAUCCGGGUGCUGAUGUAGCUGUUAAGACGGAAAUGACCUCAUUUUCCGGUGGGGAAGAUCAGCUGAAUAGGACAUCGGUGUCGAGUAGCCGGGUGGUGGUAGGACGGCAUGGGAUAUUAAUAAGGCCUUGGCCUCAUCCGAAUGCGAGUGAGGUGAUGCAGGCACAUAAGAUAAUGGAGAUAGUUCAAAGGGAGCAGAGAUUACAGUAUGGUGUUAAGAGUCCAAGGACUGUAAUUGCUGUAACACCAACAUAUGUGAGAACUUUUCAGACUUUGCAUCUUACAGGUGUGAUGCAUUCUUUGAUGAAUGUGCCAUACAAUGUUGUGUGGAUUGUGGUGGAAGCUGGAGGCACAACUAAUGAGACCGCCUCGCUGAUCGCCAAAUCGGGUUUGAAGACAGUUCACAUUGGAUUACGUGAGAAGAUGCCUAUUUUGUGGGAAGAUCGCCAUAAAUUGGAGGCAAAAAUGAGACUUCGCGCUAUGAGAUAUGUGAGAGAAGAGAAGUUGGAUGGGAUAGUGAUAUUUGCUGAUGAUAGUAAUAUGCAUAGUUUAGAGUUUUUUGAUGAGAUUCAGAAAGUGAAAUGGAUUGGUGCUCUAUCGGUGGGCAUUCUUGCUCAUUCAGGUGGUGUGGAGGAGGAGAUAUCAACAGUUCAGAAAGAGGAAGAUAAGAAUUUGCAAUUGCCAGUUCAGGGUCCAGCUUGUAAUUCGUCAGAUCAUUUUGUUGGCUGGCACACCUUUGAUUCGUCUCAAUACGUGGAGAAGAGUGCCAGAUACAUUGGUGACAGGGCAGUUGUGCUGCCAAGGAAGCUUGAGUGGGCUGGCUUUGUGUUGAAUUCCAGAUUAGUCUGGAAAGAUGCUGAAGAUAAGCCUGAAUGGGUUAAGGAUUUGGAUGAUGUAGUGGGAGACAGGGAAGAUGUUGAGAACCCUCUAUCUUUGCUGAAGGAUCUUUCAAUGGUGGAGCCUCUCGGAAGUUGUGGGCGCAAAAUUAUGCUGUGGUGGCUACGGGUUGAAGCACGAGCAGACAGCAAAUUCCCUGCCAGAUGGAUCAUUGACCCUCCACUAGAUGUGACUGUCCCAGCAAAACGCACACCAUGGCCGGAUGUUCCUCCAGAGCUUCCUUCUGGUGAAAAGUUGGUCACUAUGCAAGAGCACACCGAGAAGCGCCCACCAAAAACACGAUCAAGAAAACGUAGUUCUCGGGGAAAGAGAAAGCACGCAGCAAAGAACAUUGACGACCAUCAUUCAACCAGGCAAUCAGCGGAGAACAAGUAAUAAUCAUCUGUGAAUUCAGCAAGUUUGAAAACCACGCUACUAUCCUUUGUCUCGUAAAUAGGAGAAGGCAUUUCUUACAAUAGCAAUUAAAAUACAUACUACCUGUCCUUCAUUCAAUUAUAUCUUUGUAUUCUUUCCCACUUCUUCUGUCCUAUUUUUGGUCUUUAGUCUUUUGUGUAAUUGAAUUGUUUCUGAGUUAGAAGGUGUUGGUGUUUUUGUUGUUGUCACUGUUACCAGACUCCUUUCUUGCCAAAAGCUUUGUAUUCAUGGCUUGGAGUUUAUAUAUGUAAUGACAACAUCUAGAGAUGAGAAAGUUUAUGCUCAA